CCUUCAGGCGGAGCCACCGCCAGGGUGUCCGGGCUGAGUCUGGGGAGAGUUUUCGGGUCUCAGAGCGGCUGAGAGUCGAGUUCCCUCCGCCGCCGCCCGGAUCUGCUGAAGGAAGCGCUCCAGGACCCCUCCCGACAGCCUGAAGUGUCCAUUAGAGCACCGUCUGGUCUCCCGACUGGCAGGACGGACAGCCUAUGGGCAGCUCCAGGACCGCCCUGCUACUCUCAGCAUUCCGCCCCUACUUCCAAGAUGUCCGGCUGAGCGGUUGGUUUUCGUCUGAAGUUGAGCUGCAGCGGGUGCGACGAUGUCUUCACGAAGAGGAAAACCCCUCGCGCGUGGGCAUCCAGGACCCCCACAGGAGAGAAGUUUCCUAGUGAUCGGGACCAGAAGACUCCUUCUGUUGCUCUCGCAGUUCCUUGUCCUGUUCCCGGCAUUGGUGGAUCCCCACUCCCUGAGGUACCUCUACACUGCGAUGUCCCGGCCGGGCAUCGGGGAGCCCCGCUUCAUCGCCGUGGGCUACGUGGACGACUCGCAGUUCGUGCGGUUCGACAACGAUGCUGCAAGUCCGCGGGAGGAGCCGCGGGCGCCCUGGGUGGAGCAGUUGGGGCCUGAGUAUCUGGACAGGAACACCAGGACCUACAGCGCCACCUCACAGGCUUUCCGAGCGGGUCUGAACAACCUGCGCGGCUACUACAACCAGAGCGAGGAAGGGUCUCACACCUUCCAGUGGAUGUGUGGCUGCGACCUGGGGCCAGACGGGCGCCUCCUCCACGGGUACAGUCAGUUUGCCUAUGAUGGCGCCGAUUACAUCGCCCUGACCUGGGACCUACGCUCCUGGACCUUGGCGGAGAUGGCAGCUCAGAUGACCAGGCGCAAGUGGGAGGAGGCAGGAACUGCAGAACGCUUCAGGGACUACCUGGAGGGGGAGUGUGUGGAGGGGUUGCGCAGAUACCUGGAGACUGGGAAUGAGACGCUGCAGCGGGCAGACCCCCCAAAGACACAGGUGACCCACCACCCCACCGCUCAGGAUGAGGUCACCCUGAGGUGCUGGGCCCUGGGCUUCUACCCUGCGGAGAUCACCCUGACCUGGCAGCGAGAUGGGGAGGACCUGACCCAGGACACAGAGCUGGUGGACACCAGGCCUGGGGGGGACGGAACCUUCCAGAAGUGGGCAGCUGUGGUGGUGCCUUCUGGAGAGGAGCAGAGAUACACGUGCCAUGUGCAGCAUGUGGGGCUUCCGGAGCCCCGAGUCCUGAGAUGGGAGCCCCCUCCUCAGCCCUCCACCCCCUCCGGGGGCCUCAUUGCUGGCCUGGUUCUCCUUGGAGCUGUGCUCGCUGGGGCUGCAGUGGCUGGGGCUGUGAUGUGGAGGAAGAAAAGCUCAGGCAGUGACCGUCCCCAGGCUCUGAGAUGACUCUCUUCCCCUAAAGGGCCCGUUACCCUCCCGACCUGAGCCAAGUGUUGACACCCGACCCUCAAGGCCCUGGUCUGCCGGCUCAGAGCUCCCGGCCCCUGCUGCCUGUGCCUGAGCCCAGGGACUGCCUGAGCGGCUCAGCCCAGCUCCCUGGGCUGAACUCGCCUCACUCAGCUCAGAGCACUUUCUCCCUUGACACCUCCAUGUCAGAUGACAGCACUGCUCAUCUCUGGGGUCAGGUGACAGCACUGCUGUGACUCUUUCCCUGGUUCCUCCUGAGGAGGCUCCACAGCUCUCCUGUGCUCUGUCACCUUGGAUGUCUGUGCAGGUCACGUAAUAUACAUAUGGGUAUGUGUGUGUGUGUAUUUAUGUAUAUGCUAAUUUGUGCAAUAUUUUGUCAUUUAUAUUCUAACUAUAACCAUGCAUAUCCAGCCUAUGUGUUAUUUCAAGUCAGGGAAGGGACAGUAUGAGGUUGUGGGGAGACGGGCAGUAGACCUGGCACAAAACCCCCAGCCCCUGCUCCCCAGCCCCCAGUUGUUGACAAAGUCACAGGGAAGCGUACAGGGCUGGAGAAGCUGGAGUGGGGCAUCUGGGGCCACUGUCAGGGGCUGAGCCUGGGGUGAAUCUGUCCUGAUGGUGCGGUCACGUGGUAGAGCAGAGCUGAUGUGGGGAGGAGAAGGGGACAGUGCAUUGGGGUGAACUUGUGACAGGGUAAUUCACAGGAUUCCAUGCAGCACCCCAAAGAAAGGUGGAGUUGAGCAGGGAAGGGAAGCAGAGAAGCCUGAGAGAAGGAGGAAGGGGCACAUGAGGAGGAUUGGGGGGCACACGGAGCAGAGACCUGUGAGGAAGCUGCACUUGCUUCUUGGCCUGGGACUUGUACCAGAGUUGGGGGACCUAGAAGGAGAAAGUAGAGAUAGGGAUGCGUGUGAGAGAUGGUGGGGAAGCUGAUGAUGGCAGCUUUGAUCUUGAUUUUGGUUUUAAAUUUUUAACCUUUCCUUGAAGACUCGCCUGGCCCCAUGUACCCCUUUCCCAUGGUUCCACACCAGAAGGUGCCUUAGACGUGGGGCAAGAUUUUGGGCCUCAGCCAUCCUGGUUAGGGCAACCACUUUGUCUGAUCAUUUACCCAGAGGAGAUGAGUAAUUUUGGGUGUUUGAUUUGCAAAUUUUUCUUUCUCUUUUCUCUAAUACAGUAAUUGUAUUCAAGUUCUUCUCCAUUGACUACACCAGAGUAUGUUUUGUGUUGAUGAGGUGGAAGGCAGAGGCAUUCACAGGCAGGUUUCGGGGUGUCUGGGGUGCUCUUCCCCCUGCCCUGUAACAGCCUCACCAUGGAGUUAGGGACCAGGUUGCUUCUGGGAUGAUUUGGCCUCGGGCCUGUGCUUGGACUGAGCUGCAGAGAGAAUAAGUGAGCACAGAGAUAGAGGAACACCCACAGCCCUGGCACCUCCCCCUCAUCAGUGAGAUUUCUGCAGACAGAUGAGGAGGCCUCAGUGCUUAUUCACUUUGGGAGGCACACAGACUUGGCACUCUUCUUGGGCAGAAAUGACCUAACCCACCCAGGUUCAACUUUGAUGACAGAGAGCACUGGGGUUGUAGGGGAGGAGUGGGGGGAGGGAACACCCUCCCCCACUAACAUUUGAAGGAACCCAGGAGGCAGCAAGACCUGUUUGGAAAGAAGAGAAGGAUGAGGGUUCUGUUCCCCUUACCUAGGUUCACAGUUGAACAAGAAGGACAUUGGCAAAGAAUUCAUCUGUACAUCUUUUCAGUUUUGUAUAUGUCAAUAUACAUCAAAUUGUGAUUCAGGGUUGAUGUCAUUCACGCCGAGCAUUCAAGUAUUUUGCUGUCAAAUGUCAUUUGUACCCAGUUGUUUUAUGUAUAAACAUCAUACUCUUGCGGGGUUUUAUUUAUUUUUUUUUUUUUGUGCUUUUAUUUGAAUCAGCAGCACUGCUUGUAAUUAAGAUGAAAACAUUGUGCAAGAUUUCUCUUGAGAUUGAUACCAUUGUAGUCCUCUUUUCAGAUGUUCCCUCCAGUUCUUUUCAUUUAAUUUUAUUUUCUAAUUUUAAACACUUUAUGUAUGCAAACAAGUACUGGGGUGUAGCCAGAGG
Condylura cristata (star-nosed mole) is the source of this 3512-nucleotide messenger RNA. RefSeq names its product HLA class I histocompatibility antigen, B-67 alpha chain-like. Gene Ontology annotation, molecular function: signaling receptor binding; peptide antigen binding. The transcript has 8 exons. Gene Ontology annotation, cellular component: external side of plasma membrane. Lineage: Eukaryota; Metazoa; Chordata; Mammalia; Eulipotyphla; Talpidae. Gene Ontology annotation, biological process: antigen processing and presentation of endogenous peptide antigen via MHC class Ib; antigen processing and presentation of endogenous peptide antigen via MHC class I via ER pathway, TAP-independent; positive regulation of T cell mediated cytotoxicity. The record is from RefSeq and is a predicted model, not a curated record. Bases 305 to 1411 code for a protein of 368 amino acids.